GAUAAACGUGCUCAAGACACAUUAUUUUGAAAAAUGAAAAUGCCCUUACGUCACUUCCGGAUUUAGUCGCCACAGUAGUAAAAAAAAAAAAAAUCUGGUUGCUAUGAAUUUCAGCUAGCUAGCCCCCGACAACUGUCAGUACACUUGAGUAAAACCAUCCAUGUCAAGACACAAGAUAGGUUUUCGAAGUCUUGUGCCGCUUCUCUGUCCAUAUAGGGGCACACCAGCCUGCCUGCCAACCUACUGGGAUUCGAUCCUGCUGGCUCAGUCACUAGACCAGAAGACCUUGGCACCGUUGUGUGCCAGUUCAUUUCAAGACCCAGGGAAAUUUGAAUCCAGACAAUGAACGGUCUGUCCAUACGAGAGCUAUGCUGUCUGUUCUGCUGCCCCCCUUGCCCCAGCCGCAUUGCAGCCAAACUGGCUUUCCUCCCUCCAGAGCCCACCUACGCCCUUCUCCCUGACACAGAUCCAAGCUCUGGAGCUGGAGCUGCUUCUGGGUCCAGCUCCGGGGCUGCUCAGCCUUCUCUUGGAGCCCCAGGACUCCGUUCCCGGCAGGGCACUAGUAGUGGAAGUGACAGAGGAGGCGGAGGUGGUGCUGGAGGUGGGGGGGGUGGUGGUGGAGGAGGAGGAGGUGGUGGUGGUGCAGGAGCAGCAGCAGCAGCAGUAGCAGGAGGAGCAGGUGGCAGUGGUUGGAGUGAGGGCAGGUGGAAGCUUCAUCUCACAGAGAGAGCAGAGUUCCAGUAUUCACAGAGAGAGCUGGAUGUGACGGAUGUAUUCUUGACCAGAUCUAGCCGAGGGAACAGGGUGGGGUGCAUGUACAUCCGCUGUGCCCCCAAUGCUAGGUUUACAGUGUUGUUUUCCCAUGGCAAUGCAGUAGACCUGGGCCAGAUGAGCAGCUUCUACAUCGGCUUAGGCACACGCAUCAACUGCAACAUCUUUUCCUAUGAUUACUCCGGCUACGGUGUUAGCACUGGCAAGCCCUCUGAGAAGAACCUAUACGCGGACAUUGAUGCUGCCUGGCACGCCCUGCGUUCUCGGUAUGGCAUCAGCCCUGAGAAUAUCAUCCUGUAUGGACAGAGCAUCGGCACGGUGCCCACAGUAGACUUGGCAUCCCGGUUUGAGUGUGCUGCUGUGGUCCUCCACUCACCUCUCACCUCUGGCAUGAGAGUGGCUUUCCCCGACACCAAGAAAACCUACUGCUUUGAUGCAUUCCCUAACAUAGAGAAAGUGUCAAAGAUCCCAUCUCCAGUGCUGAUCAUCCACGGUACGGAGGACGAGGUGAUCGACUUCUCCCACGGCCUCGCCCUGUUUGAGCGCUGUCCCAAGGCGGUGGAGCCCCUCUGGGUGGAGGGGGCCGGUCACAACGACAUUGAGCUUUACAGUCAGUACCUGGAGAGGCUACGGCGCUUCAUCAACCAGGACCUUGCUGCACAGCAUGCCUGAGAAAACAGCAGCCUCUCUGCGGUUGUGUGAAUGGGACGUGCGUGCGUAUGCAUGUGUGGGAGACCGAGUGAGAAUGUCAGCAUGUUUGCAAAGUACGUGUGAGAAAUUGUUCUAAAACAAUAUGUGAUUUUUCCUCACAUCUGUGUGUCUUUGAAUCAGCACACCAUUACGUUUACUUUUCAACACAACAUAUGUACGGAUAAUGUUCUGUCCAAAAGGUGGGAACAGUUUUUAAUAUAUCAGUAGCUGUAUCUGUAUGGUGGCGUGUGGCAAAACACUAAACACAAGAACCUGGAUUAUAUAACUUUACAAAUCAGUUUUUUAGUGUAGGGGAAUAUAUGAAUUGCAGCUUUGACACGUGUCACUAACAUGAAUUAAGAAGUAACGGCAACGUGCUUUGUCCAGAAAAGGCACACAGAUGUACUGUAAUUUUAAAGUAUGACGUGUUAGUGAAUGUAUGAGUUACGGAUGUAAGUGUUGCGUUCAUAUCUCCAUGCGUGCACAUGUUUGUGAGUGUGUGUGUGUGGCAGCGAUGGAAGACAUGAAGGACAUCCUAAUGACUUGGACAGCUGCAAGUGGAGGAAGCUUGAGACUUAUCAAUAUUGUUUUUUUUUUGGUUCAUUAUUGCGCGUGUAGGCUAUGUUUGAAAAAUACCUCCACAGCUUGGCCAGUUCUCUCUCCAGUGGACUAACACUGGUCAAGCAUGUGCCGCCCCACUCCUCCACUCCCUGUUUACCUGUUAAUGGAUGUCCAUCUGACUGCCAGGGCAUUUCCCAAGUUGUCCAGCUAACACUAACCUACUUUAUCCGUGUGGUUUGGGGGUCCAUCUCCUUCCUUUUGGUGACAGGGUGGAUACUUAAGGACUAGUUUGGAAUACUGGCAUAGCUUGUAUGGCUGUCGGGGGUCUCAUACUUUCCUCUCCCUCAUUUUUGACUGCAGAGAUCACAUAAUGGCCGGCUUCCACUUUAUUUCCUGGCUGUAGCUUUAGCCUUUACCUGUCCACAGAACUGCAGCAGCAACUCACAGGGAAUUCUUUUUAUCCCCCCAUCCAGUCCUACAUACUUAUGAUAAAGAAUGAUGGUGUGGUUGAACAAUUCUUUGGCAUUAGUAGAACAGCUAGGAGUGCAGGUUUACGAAGCAAUUUCACUGUCACGUUGGAUCAGUUGGCUCUGAACAGAAGGCCGGAGCUCAGUUUUUACGGAUGUGACCUUUAGAGGCUGGGCAGACUGCACUGACUGUGGAACAGCAGGAUUAAGUCAGAUUUACAGGAAUAGUUUGGCAUUUUGGUAAAUGGUCUUGUUCACUUUCUUGCUGCAAUGUGUUAUUUGGUUUUGUGAACUUUAGACGUGCUGGCAGGUGGAUUUUGUUACCUUUGUACAGAGCCAGGCUGGCGGCUUCCAGUCUUUACGCCAAGCCAAGCUAACCAGCCACUGGCUGCAGCUUCAUAUUUAGCGUGCAGACAAGAGAGUGGCAUCAUUCUUCUCAUCUAACCUUCAACAAAAAAA
Molecule: messenger RNA, 2948 nt
Organism: Etheostoma spectabile (orangethroat darter)
Lineage: Eukaryota; Metazoa; Chordata; Actinopteri; Perciformes; Percidae
Product: alpha/beta hydrolase domain-containing protein 17A
Exons: 6
Coding region: 343-1443 (366 amino acids)
Biological process (GO): regulation of postsynapse organization; protein depalmitoylation
Cellular component (GO): endosome membrane; plasma membrane
Molecular function (GO): palmitoyl-(protein) hydrolase activity
Source: RefSeq, a predicted model, not a curated record